GUGGAGGCAUGAAGUAUUAUAUAUAGACCUGGACUCCCCAUUGGUCUUCUCGCCAUCCAUCCCUGUCUCUCACAGCUCGUCUUCUCCCUCUUAACUGCACACGAUGGGGGCUCAGAAAUGGGUCCUCGCGCCAUGCGCGGUGCUGCUCCUCCUUCAGCUCGCCAGCGCGUCCCAUGUCAUCCACCGGAGUCUCGAGGCCGAGGCGGCGUCGCCGUCGAUUCCGCCCUCCAUUGUCAGCCCCCUGCUCAGGACGGGCUAUCACUUCCAGCCUCCCAUGAAUUGGAUCAACGAUCCUAAUGGACCGUUGUACUACAUGGGAUGGUACCAUCUGUUCUACCAAUACAACCCCAAGGGCGCCGUGUGGGGCAACAUUAUCUGGGCUCACUCGGUGUCACGCGACCUCAUCAACUGGAUCGCCCUAGAGCCGGCCAUCAAGCCAAGCAUCCCUACCGAUAUGUAUGGCGUCUGGUCCGGGUCGGCGACGAUCCUCCCGGACGGCACGCCGGCGAUGCUGUACACGGGGAUCGACCGGCCCAACAUCAACUACCAGAUACAAAACAUCGCCUUGGCGAAGAACAAGUCGGACCCGCUGCUGCGCGAGUGGGUGAAGCCGGGCUACAACCCGAUCGCCGUGCCGGAGCCCGGCAUGAACGCGACGCAGUUCAGGGACCCGACCACCGCCUGGUACAUCGACGGGCACUGGCGGAUGCUCGUCGGCGGGCUCAAGGACGGCCGGCGCGGCGUGGCGCACGUGUACAGGAGCAGGGACUUCAAGACCUGGAAGCGGGCCAAGCACCCGCUCCACUCGGCGCUCACGGGGAUGUGGGAGUGCCCGGACUUCUUCCCCGUGCACGAAGCCGGGGUGCAGAACGGGCUGGAAACAUCCCAGUUUGCUGCCAAGUACGUGCUGAAGAACAGCCUCGACCUCACCCGGUAUGACUACUACACCGUCGGGACUUAUAACAACAAGACCGACCGGUACGUGCCCGACGACGCCAACGGCGACUACCGCCGCCUCCAGUACGACUACGGCAACUUCUACGCCUCCAAGACGUUUUACGACCCGGCCAAGCAACGCCGUGUCCUCUUCGGGUGGGCCAACGAGUCCGACAGCGUGCCGCAUGACAAGGCCAAGGGCUGGGCCGGGAUCCAAGCGAUUCCGAGGAAGAUAUGGCUCGACCCCAGCGGCAAGCAGCUGGUGCAGUGGCCAGUUGAGGAGGUCGAGAAGCUCAGGGCCAAGCCUGUCAGCGUGGCUAACAAGGUCGUCAAGCCUGGCCAGAAUUUUGAGGUCACAGGCCUGCAGUCUUAUCAGUCUGACGUGGAGGUGAGCUUCGAGGUAUCUAGCCUGGAGAAAGCUGAGCCGUUUGAUCCAGCGUUCAGCAACGACGCGCAAAAGCUUUGCGGAAUGAAGGGCGCGGAUGUGAAGGGUGGGGUGGGGCCUUUUGGCCUGUGGGUGCUGGCUUCUGCCAAUCUGGCGGAGAAGACUGCAGUGUUCUUCAGAGUAUUCAAGGAUGGAUACGGCAAGCCUGUGGUCCUUAUGUGCAGUGAUCCUACCAAGUCGUCUCUUACCUCUGAUCUGUACAAACCGACUUUCGCUGGAUUUGUUGAGACUGAUAUUUCAUCUGGGAAGAUUUCUUUGAGAAGCUUGAUUGACCGGUCAGUGGUCGAGAGCUUUGGUGCUGGAGGAAAGACAUGUAUCUUAUCAAGAGUGUACCCAUCUAUGGCGAUAGGGCAAAACGCACAUCUUUACGUGUUCAAUAAUGGGGAGACAGAUAUCAAGGUAUCACACCUGACUGCAUGGGAGAUGAAGAAACCGUUGAUGAAUGGUGCCUAAGUGUAUCAAGUAAUCCAUUUUCGGGUUUCCAUUUUAAAUGACCCCUAAUGUAUAUUUGACAUCGAUUUAUUCCACAAAAUUGAUUGCUCAAUGAGGUCCCAUUUGAUUAAUCUAAGUUAUUAGAGAAUGUAUUACGGUUCUUCUGGUACGAUGAUAGUGGUAUGGGUCACUUGUUGUAUGAAUACAGCGCUGAUUUUGUACGCUGUCAAAGAUAAUAAAGAGCUUCCAAUGUUUUUUAUACUACAA
This is a messenger RNA of Brachypodium distachyon (stiff brome), 2080 nucleotides long. Its product is annotated as beta-fructofuranosidase, insoluble isoenzyme 1. Gene Ontology annotation, molecular function: hydrolase activity, hydrolyzing O-glycosyl compounds. The record is from RefSeq and is a predicted model, not a curated record. Bases 104 to 1834 code for a protein of 576 amino acids. The transcript has 7 exons. NCBI's taxonomy places the organism in Eukaryota, Viridiplantae, Streptophyta, Magnoliopsida, Poales, Poaceae. Gene Ontology annotation, biological process: carbohydrate metabolic process.